Cannabis sativa is the source of this 2199-nucleotide messenger RNA. Its product is annotated as phenylacetaldehyde synthase-like. Bases 95 to 1708 code for a protein of 537 amino acids. The record is from RefSeq and is a predicted model, not a curated record. Gene Ontology annotation, molecular function: carboxy-lyase activity; pyridoxal phosphate binding. The transcript has a single exon. NCBI's taxonomy places the organism in Eukaryota, Viridiplantae, Streptophyta, Magnoliopsida, Rosales, Cannabaceae. Gene Ontology annotation, biological process: amino acid metabolic process.
UAUAUAAUAGAAAGAAAACGAAUGAUCUCAGCCGUUCAUUUUAAUUUCAAAAUAUCUAUAAAUAGAAAGAAAACUUUCCUCUAAUAAUCCAUACAUGCAUAAUAUUCAGUAUACUAGUAAAUAUUAUCUCAUACUCAUAUAUAUCAUAUUCUCCAAAAACCCAAAAAAGAUAAUAAUGAAUAACCCUCUAAACUCCGAAGAUCUAAGAAAACAAGGCCACAUGGUAAUCGAUUUCAUAGCCGAUUACUACAAAAACAUCGAAACAUACCCAGUUCUAACCAAAGUCCAACCGGGUUACCUCCAAACCCGUUUACCCGAAUCCGCUCCAACCGACCCCGAACCACUUAAAGCCAUUCUCGAUGAUAUAACCCGACACAUAAUCCCGGGUUUGACCCAUUGGCAAAGUCCGACCCAUUUCGCUCUAUUCCCAAACACUGCCUCCACAGCCGGGUUUCUCGGCGAAAUACUCGCCGCUGGCUUCAAUGUCGUUGGACUCAACUGGGUCUCGUCUCCGGCAGCUACGGAGCUCGAAACUAUACUCAUGGAUUGGCUCGGUGAAAUGCUGAAACUCCCUCAGUCUUUUCUCUUCUCCGGCACUGGCGGCGGUGUGCUUCAGGGGACCACGUGUGAGGCUGUUAUUUGUACGUUAGUGGCGGCGAGAGAUCGGAAACUUGCCCAAAUUGGAGGAGAUAAUAUUGGGAAGCUUGUUGUUUAUGGGUCGGAUCAAACUCAUAGUGCGUUUCAGAAAGCUUCGAAAAUCGUCGGAAUCUUGCCGGAGAAUUGUCGCAUUAUAGAGACGAAUAAAACGAUGUCGUUUUCAAUGUCGUCUAAGAUUCUAAAACAGAAGAUGUUUGCUGACGUGGAAGCUGGGUUAGUCCCGCUUUUCGUUUGCGCUACUGUGGGGACCACUGCAACCACAGCCGUCGAUCCACUUGGAGCUAUAGCUGACGUGGCAAAAAAAUAUGAUGUUUGGGUCCACGUGGAUGCUGCUUACGCGGGAAGCGCGUGUAUUUGUCCUGAGUUUAGACACUUCAUCGAUGGAGUCGAGCGCGUGAACUCGUUCAGUUUCAACGCACACAAAUGGCUUUUUACUACUCUAGACUGUUGUUGUCUUUGGGUGAAAGAUCCUAAAGCGUUGACCAAGUCGUUGACUACAAGUCCUGAGUUUUUGAAUAACAAAGCUACAGAGUCAAAGAAAGUGGUUGACUAUAAAGACUGGCAGAUCGCAUUGAGCCGAAGAUUUCGAGCCCUUAAGCUGUGGCUCGUACUUCGUAGCUACGGCGUAGAGGGGCUUCGAAAUUUAAUUCGAAGCCAUGUGGAGAUGGCUAAGCAGUUUGAAGCUCUUUUGGGCUCAGACGACAGGUUUGAGGUUGUCGUUUCGAGAAACUUUUCCUUAGUUUGCUUUAGAAUUUCUCCCUUUGCUAUUACUAAAUUUAAUCGUCAGAAGAUUGGAAACGACGUCGUUCGUGGUGAUGUUGUUAUUAAUGGUGAUAAAUAUUUAAGGGAAACGUGCAUAAAUGAGGUGAACAAAGAGUUGUUGGAAUCUAUAAACGGGUCGGGUCGGAUUUACUUGAGCCAUUGUGUGGUGGGUGGGGUGUUUGUGCUCCGAAUGGCUAUUGGGUCAACGUUGACUGAGGAGUCUCAUAUUGUUAAGGCUUGGAAGGUGGUGAAAGAACAUGCACACGUAAUACUAGCUAAUUAUGUGUGAUAUUAUAUAUAAAUAUAAAUAUAUAUAUAUAAGUAAUUUGUGGUAUAAAUAUUUAAGUUUAACUCUCGGUUCCAAAUAUAUAUUUAAGUUUAAUUUUUGACGAUAAUAAUAUUUAAGUUAUAUUUUUAAAACUCUGUAGGUACAUGACCGUAAUUUAUUAUCCAUGUCAUUUUCUUAUUAAUAUAUUUAAACUAUUUUUUUUUAAAAAAAAAUAAAAAUUUAAUGACUUGGACAAAUCACAGAUUGCCAUAUGAUAAUUUACUUAAUAUUUAAUAGUCAUGUACCUACAGAAGUUCUAGAAUUAUAAUUUUGAUAUUAUUACUUACAAAAAUUAAACUUAAGUAUUUAUUUGCAACUGAGAGUUAAACUUGACUUGAAUAUUUAUACCGCAAAUUAUUCAAUAUAUAUUUAUGAUGAGUGUUUUAGGUACUAGUGAUGCUUAAUGCUAUCAUGAAAUAGUAUUGAAUAAUAAAAAGUAUUGUUUUUUUUUU